Molecule: messenger RNA, 1359 nt
Organism: Morchella sextelata
Lineage: Eukaryota; Fungi; Ascomycota; Pezizomycetes; Pezizales; Morchellaceae
Exons: 17
Coding region: 1-1359 (452 amino acids)
Source: RefSeq, a predicted model, not a curated record
AUGUCGAAUAUUAAACGACAUGUAGUGCCAAGACGGAGUACUAGCCUCGGGUCCUCACAUCUAUCGUCAAGUUUAUAUACCCCUGGUCAAGCUUUAAGAAUUGUAGCGCCGCUUGAGCGCGCGCGCGUGAAGAUCGUAAGAUCAUCUUUCGGCCUUUUGUUCCUCGCCAACGCCUUGUGGUUGCGAUGGUCCCCACAAUCAAUCUCUCGGAUUCAUAACCGUUGUUUGGUUGCACAAAACAUCAAGUUAAGACCCACCACAGUUCUCCAUCAAUCAACUGGACAGAUACAUGCUGCCAUAUCCACCCGGCGUAGCGGACGCCUGCCAGAUUUGUCCGGGAUCCGGGAUCGGGAUAACCUUCUAAGAAGCAUGGUGAAUAGAAGAAUAAUUGGACAUGCAUCGGUAGACGCCGUGGCGAUUUCUACAAUUACAAAGCACAGGCAGGGCUCGAGAAAUUCGACGACCAGCUUAAGUAGCGUUGACGUCGCCCCUGAUUUCCUGCUAAAGUAUAAAUCCACAAGGUUUAAAUUUGAAUCCUUAAAUACUCCGUCUUCUUCUCCUGCCUCCUUCCUUUCCUCUUUUUCCCUGCUACACUCAUUCAGCAUCAUCAUCAUCCUCAAUUCCACGCAUAAUUCUUCAAUCCAGAACUUCCUCGUCACCAUGACUUUGGCUGCUACCAGUGCUGCUGUACCGGCCUACAAGCGUGGCUCUGAUCUCGCUACUUAUGAUCAAUGCAUGACCAUCGCUUACGAUGCCAACCAGGGGAUGGCCUUUUAUAGGGUUCCUGCUGCCAGGCAGGCAGAAGUUGCGAGUAACUGUAGGACCUGCAUCUGGAGAACUGCUGCCCAAGCGUUCAGGUUGGGCAUCAACCCUAGUAAACGUGGCAGCAAGACCGUUAUUUGCUGGACACCGCCCUAUGGAAGACCUUUCCCUGCUGUUGUGUGUGUUAUGAUGGGGACGUCCGCCGCCGGAACCCCGAGGACGUCCCGAUCUGAAAACGCCUCACAUAUUGAGAAGAUCCGAGACUUGGAAGCCGACUGGAUAGCAAGAUACGCGAGCGGUACCCAUACAUGGUCGAUCAGGGGAGAGGCCAUUGUAAGUGGCCAUUUGAGGGGCCGAGCUGAUGGUCUUUACUGCAUGUGCGGAGCGCGGCGGGAACCCACAUCAUGUGGGAGAUGCGGACGUCGAUCUAUAACUACUCCUCCUACUAAGUUGGAAACAGCCAGGAUUAAAUAUUGUCGCCGACGUCGACCCGAUAUGGUGAAUCAGCAUGACCGUACUGGUGCUCGGGUUGGCUCCAAUGGAAUAGUACCGAGAGUACAGAAGUGUUUCAAGAUUUGUUUAUGCUGGGUGAUGUAA